GUGAUAGGUUGGCGGCGUAUCACUCUCGCGAGGUUCGGCUUCUCCGGGAGGGUGUUCCGCUGAAGUGGAGGCUGCCGGCAGGGAGGCGAUGACAGGGCAGGCAGUCAGUCAGCGGGAGAGUGCGCCAUGAGCCGAUUUAAAGAGGGACAAACGGGCGUUACUUACUGGCAGGAACACGCAGACGGAUCUUUUGUGGAUUAUUUGUAUUUUAGAUUCUGGUCAACUUCCUGUCAAAAGUGUGUCCCACUUCCUACAGUAUCUUUGGGAUCAAUGUUAGCAGGGGAAACAUCUCCACUAAAAAUUCUAUGAACAUGUUACUUGGACUGACGCAGAAACCAUGGCAGUCGCUGUGCAAUUUCUAUUUCCGGAAAUAUGCCUUUGGAGGCAGUCAAGGCCAUUACAUACGCAGAAGCGUUAUGACCAACCCAAGUUUCUGGCAUGGUAUGCGUUUUAACCUACCAAUCAGCACAGACAUCCAGCUACGUUUAUAUUCCUCAGAUGACAAAAAGGAUGGAACCUAUGAGUAUGGUGCCAGCAGUACCUCCGCUUCCUUGGGAAUGGAACCUAGCACUCAACAAAAUUCUAAAAUAGUUGCAGCUCCAGGGUCCAGUGCUUCAAGUCAACCUACUUUGGAGCAAAUCCAAGUGAAAGUUAAAGCUAUUCUGAAGAAGAGAGAUUAUGGGUCCACAUACACUCAAAAUAAUUUCAUCACUGGCGUGCGAGCAUUGAAUGAAUUCUGUUUGAAACCCAGUGAUCUGGAACAAUUAAGGAAGAUUAAACGGCGAAGUCCUCAUGAUGAUACAGAGACGUUUACUGUAUACUUAAGAUCUGAUGUAGAAGCCAAGGCUCUUGAUGUGCAUGGUAGCCUAGAAGCUCUUGCACGGGCAAAAAAACAGCGUCAAAGUGAAGAAAUUGCACAUAAAGAAAAUCUUUUCAGGAAUCAGAAGUUAAUGCAGGAAUAUCGGGAGUUUCUAGGUAACACUAUGCCUCGCUCAACUAAGUCAGCAAAGUUUUUCCAGGGACCAGGAAAAGUUGUAAUGGUUGCAAUCUGCAUCAACGGGCUGAAUUUUAUCUUCAAACUGCUUGCCUGGAUUUAUACAGGGUCUGCAUCGAUGUUCUCGGAAGCUAUACAUUCACUGGCUGACACCUGUAAUCAAGUUUUAUUAGCAGUGGGUGUCAGUCAAUCUGCUAGGACCCCUGAUUCCAGUCAUCCGUAUGGAUUUACAAACAUGCGUUAUAUUGCUUCCCUAAUUAGUGGAGUUGGCAUUUUUAUGAUGGGUGCAGGACUGUCCUGGUACCAUGGAAUUAUUGGACUCAUACAUCCUCAUCAUAUUGAAUCAUUAACAUGGGCAUAUUUCAUCCUGGCUGGUUCACUAGUUUCAGAAGGAGCAACACUCAUAGUUGCAGUAAAUGAACUCCGAAAGAGUGCUCGAGCUAAAGGAAUAACGUUAUAUCAGUAUGUGAUGAAUGGUCAUGAUCCAACCACUAAUGUUGUUUUGCUGGAAGAUGCAGCUGCUGUGUUGGGUGUGUUGUUAGCAGCUAGCUGUAUGGGGCUGACAUCACUUACUGGUAAUCCCUAUUAUGACAGCAUUGGUUCCCUUGGUGUUGGAACACUCUUAGGUGCAGUUUCAACAUUCUUGAUCUACUCAAAUACCGAGGCUCUGAUUGGGCGAUCCAUAAAGCCAGAAAAUGUACAAAGGCUUACUGAACUUCUGGAGAAUGACCCUUCAGUAAGGGCUGUGCAUGACGUAAAGGCUACUGACAUGGGUCUGAGCACAGUAAGAUUUAAAGCAGAGAUCGAUUUUGAUGGAAGAAUAGUGACAAGAUCUUACCUGGAGAAGCAAGACAUUGACGUUGUCUUAAAUGAAAUUCAGCAGGUAAGAACUCCUGAGGACUUGGAAGCAUUUAUGUUGAAACAUGGAGAGAAUAUCAUUGACACACUGGGAGCUGAGGUUGACCGACUAGAGAGUGCACUCAAGCAAAAAUAUCCUGAUGUGCGUCAUGUGGACUUAGAAAUUUUAUAAAUACUCUGAGCUAUGAAGAUGCCUGGCAUAUCUAAUGAAGAGCACUGGGGAUACAGAGAUGAAUAUUACUUGCAGCCAGUACUGUAAUGCUAUUGUGAUUAUUACAAGCUAUUAGCAUUACAUGCUGUUAUGACUCUAGUGCUUUAAGACAUUGCACAGUUAAAAUAUGUAAGAUUGACAGACUUCAGAAUUGCAGUGCUAUGGAGUGAUCUUCUGUUAUGGGGCUUCCAUAUGGCUGAAGAAGUAGUUUUAAUAUUAUAUACUAGCAGGACAACUAUUUUGAGUUAAUGGAAUGUUAUCAGAAUGCCUGUUCUAAAAUGGUGGGAGGUUAACAACUUUGUUUUCAAGUUGGAUGAUUGUAUAACUUUCUAUUGAAACAUUUUAGUUGUUUUUGUUGACUUAUGUAAGUUAUAUACUGAAAAAUCUCCCAAAUUCAAUCUGUAUACUAUUCAGACUGUCUAUUUGAUAAUGUUCAUCCUUGACGUAAUAGCAGAAGAAGUAAAAGUUAACUGCAAAUAAACCUUAUUUAUGGAUCCAUUGAAUUUACUGGUCCCAUAACUGAAUAUCCAAACUAAAAUUAAUGUUGUUUUAAUCAAGAUUUUUAAUCAUAUGCAUGGAAAAUUUUAAUUUGAAAUUGGAAGGACUUUUUGAAAGAAAAUAUUUUUAUUAAGUUUAAAGUGUUAAUAUGCCAAACAAAUGGAAUUAGAUCAUGUUUUAUUAAUUUAGUUAUACAUUUAUUAAAUGACAAAAGACUUCACCACAUAAAAUUAGAAACCCACAAGUUAACUUGCUUUGAAAUUGAUUAAACCAAAGUGUAUUUAUGUAGCAGUCAUAUUGGUAGUUCAACAGCUGUGCUUUACAGAAGAAGGUAGAAUUUGUGAUUUUACCCUUUAGUUUCGUAUUAUUUCAUCCUUCCACCAAAAUGAGUAUAGUUUUAUGAACUAUUAGGAAAAUAAAGGUGCAGGCAUUUAAAUUAAAAAUAACUUGAUAAUUUAAAUUAUGUAACUUUUAUUUGUGGGAUGAAUGCACAUUAUUUGUCAUUUGAGUCCAGAGUGAUAUUGCUACAAGCAUAUAGCCAUCUGUAACAUUGAAAAAUAACUAGAAUACACUAAAAUUUACAAAUGCUGUCAGAGCAUGGAAGACAAUGCUUUUGAAGUUACUUUUUGUGUUUUAUUUCGUUAACUUAAAUUGAGAAAUAAAUGUUUAACACAAUUAGGUGGUUUGCUGAAAACCUUUCCUAUGGCUCUUAGGCAAAAAAAAAACCUGUCUGCUAGUUGGCUAAGGGUCCUAAAUAAAAAAAAAGUAGACCGUUUCUAAUGUUUGUGCUUCCAAUUUAUCAGUGAAUUUUGACACAAUGUGCUGAAAUAAUCACAGGAUAGUUGUCAUGGAAAGUUUACAAGAAAUGAUACUCCUUGAAGUAGGAAUUCUGGUCUGGAAUUCAGGGUCAUUAUUCUGGCAGUGAUGAAACUAUACCUUGUAGUCAAAUCUGGUAAUACUGUCGUUGGAAAUUUAAACUAAGUUCUUCAAUAAUAGUAUCCCUCACAUUUAGCCCACAAUAGAUUGGAAGUUUUUAUAUCUAGUCUUCACCAAAUAUUCUAUAGUAUUUUUUAAUUAGAUUGAGAAAUUACUUUUUUCAAGCAUUGUCAUUUUUUGUGAAAUGCUAUUAUAAUGUUUUUGCUUUCUUUAAAUUUGUCCAGUUUAGACUGGCAGAAGAAUUGUAUUACUAAAAAUAAUGGACUUCUGUUGAAUGUUAAUUAUUUUUGUUCUACAUAAUGUAGAGGAAUAAUUUUCUUUAAAUUUUUAUACUUUAAAUUUAGCAGAUAAAUUUGAAUGAUUCAGAAAAUGUGUUUAUUUCUGGAAAAAGAAGAGCAUUCUCUCUUUUACUGUGGAGUAUAAAUAUUGGCUUUCCCUUUAAAUUGGUAUUUCUGUCCUGAUCCGUGCAUGAAGGAAAGCUUUGACAAAAUGUCAUCUUUCAGCAAUACUCAUUUAAUAAUCAGUUAACUUAUUUCAUAUUCUCAAGAAAUGAAGUCCAACUGGGAGGUUUUUUGAGGAGGGUAAUGGUUGGGGAAGACACGACCUAAUGCAAAUAUCUUAAUCUAUUUAUCUAAGCUUGUACAUCUUGUCCAUCUUCUCCUACAGUUUCUUUUAGAGUCAGACUGAUUUUCAGUGUUAUAUUUUAGAAGUAUGCCUGUUUGUGAAAUUAAUUUAUUUAAGGAUCUUGGUAUGGAAUCCUUUGCCUUUUCAAGCAGUAAUGCAGUUUAUUCUUUUUUUACUGAUAAAUGUACUUAUUCUGACAAACCCUUUGUUCCUUAUUAAAUUGUAAUUUCAUUAUGCAUUACCAAAUUGGGUUUUGUAGGAUUCAAAGAUCCAGAGUGCAAAAUAUGAAUAAAUAAUUUUAAGCUAAAAAA
This is a messenger RNA of Chiloscyllium plagiosum (whitespotted bambooshark), 4432 nucleotides long. RefSeq names its product solute carrier family 30 member 9 (gene slc30a9). The record is from RefSeq and is a predicted model, not a curated record. NCBI's taxonomy places the organism in Eukaryota, Metazoa, Chordata, Chondrichthyes, Orectolobiformes, Hemiscylliidae. Gene Ontology annotation, cellular component: endoplasmic reticulum; membrane. Gene Ontology annotation, molecular function: monoatomic cation transmembrane transporter activity. Gene Ontology annotation, biological process: transmembrane transport; zinc ion transport; intracellular zinc ion homeostasis.